GUCGUUUUCAGCCUGAAAUCCACACGGCACCACCACCUGUGCCCCUGUCUCUAACGAGAGACAGCAGCUCGGUACACAUUGCCUGCCAUACCCCGCGAGAGUCAUGUCUGACAUCGACACGCCCACGGCCAAACGUGCUAAGACGAGUGAAGAAGACAACGAUCCCUGGCUCGUUGUGUCCGAGGGUGUCACCGAUGUCGCCGAUGCUGCGGAAGGACAAGGAGCAGCUGCUGCUGCGGCAUCAACACCUAGCCUCGAUGGCAAUGGUUCGCAAGACGACGAGUUCGAUGAGGAGCUGGCCACCCUCCUGGCAGACGAGCCCCCGCGUGCUGUCAAGCAGACGCCUCUGUCGAAGGCGCUGCUGCAGACAGCCGUGGGAAACUCGGGUGGAGUCCGGGCAUUGCUGGAGGAGCAAGCGGUGACGGCCGCGAAAGGGUGCGGGUGCGAGACACCCCAGCCGGGAUGGGACAAAAGCGACCCCGAUAGGAUCACGACCUGUGGGCGCCAGCAGGCCCAUAUCAUCGCUGGGGUGUCUAUCCAGCAUGUGCUCGACCGUCAGAAGGAGAGGGACAGCCAAGGCGAUAAUGUGUCGUACGUGCUUGCGCGCACGGUGCGGAGAAUCCUACAAUACUUGGCGGCGCAAGAGAUUGGGGCAAGUGGGCAAGGGAACCAAUGCCGGCGCGGGGAUUGUUUUGCGCGCGCUAUGGGCAUGUUUUUUGGCAAGGGUAUGGAGGGCAUUCCUCGUGAUGUCGUUCUAGCGUUGCUGAGGUACUAGUAGGCUCGCAUCUACGUGUCUGUUCGAACGCGACGCCUGGUCGAAGUCGACAGAGAUGUUUUAUUGUCGUUGUUAUCAGGUUGUCCCGGCGUACAUUGCGAAACUUCCGCUGGAAAAUUACUGCUCUCUAGCAAGUGCCAGGGUUGUACUUGGGAGACUACUCGGCGUACAUGUGUGGGCAGAGGGGGAGUAGAGGAUCCGCGCUCGACGUUCUUUUUGUCUAGCUCAGCUUGUUUUGUUUAUCAUUCCAUACAGGGACACUUGGCAACGAGCAAGAGGGACACAAAAAAAUUGGCGAGAAACGCUGCGGAAGUGCCCCUGCGAUAUGCGACUUCUAGUUGCGGCGUGAAGCCGAAAAAAAUAUAUCCGCUGCCCGUCACCGUCGCAAAUGUGGAAGACAAGCCAUGCGUAGGCCCCGCGACAUUCGAUGCUUUUCCUCUUAGAUGUAUCCUAAGGAAACACGGCUGCCCAUAUCAGCCACACAAAGACCCGGCUGUCCCUUCCUCGGAUGCUGGCUUCGUCGCAGGCCAAGCUCGACAGCUGCGAGUGUAUAUGUUUUUUUUUUCAAGCACUCUUAUGUUGUCGUCUCCGCUCCCCCGCAAACAAAAACUUAGCUCGACCUGUCACCAGCGUCCGAGGGUUGCGGUGAGUGCUGGCCAUUUCUUCCGUAAACCAUGCAAAAAAUGUGCACGUAGACCCAUGCGUAAAGAAAAAAAAUAAUGCACACAUAGACUCGUGUGGAACACACGCAAAAGGCGGUCUGUGUUCCUGUUCCCCCGCUUGUGCGGACGUUUCCUUGCACCCCCCUCCGAACAGUUCCGAGAGCAAAUACAAUUAAGUCGAGCGUCUAUCGGGAUACAUUUUUCACGGCACCACCCCCCCCCCAUGACGACACGUGCAAAGGUGCAUAAAGAACAAGGGACAAAUGAGUUCGCCAAACAUCGAACCCUCCGGUGGUUUCCCUCUGCACUUUUCCCGCGCCUCCCCCGAAAUCGCCACCACCCCGCUUGGCAGUUCCAAUAAAAUCAUCGUAAGACACCGAUGACAUAAAAACAAAGCGAUUCGAUGGCACCCAGGACAUGCAAACACGACACGUUGCGAACACCACACACAAGGACAAUGUCACUCACCCUCCUACGUCAAUUGUUGACAACGCCCACAUCCAAGCAAAUGCCAGGCGGGCUUCCCGUCAUGGCACACCCGGCAAAUGCCGAACGUCGAGAGGAACAGCAGUUCAUGCUCGUAGACUUUCGGGCACAUGGAGGCUGCAGCACGGCGCGAAGAUCAUCCGCUGGUAGAUCAAGGAGUCUUGACAACUCGAACAAGUUCAAGAAGUACCCCCAUGUUGGAGUGGACACCAUCGCGUGCAUCGCGUCGCUCCGAACUCACGCCACCCUG
Ectocarpus sp. CCAP 1310/34 is the source of this 2173-nucleotide messenger RNA. The record is from the annotation of a GenBank genome assembly. Lineage: Eukaryota; Phaeophyceae; Ectocarpales; Ectocarpaceae.